Molecule: messenger RNA, 1968 nt
Organism: Uncinocarpus reesii 1704
Lineage: Eukaryota; Fungi; Ascomycota; Eurotiomycetes; Onygenales; Onygenaceae
Exons: 5
Coding region: 1-1968 (655 amino acids)
Biological process (GO): nucleosome assembly
Cellular component (GO): nucleus; CAF-1 complex
Source: RefSeq, a predicted model, not a curated record
AUGGGUGCCGAAGUGCAGCAUGGAAUCCCCGUGCAGGCGCACCCAAUUCGGCCAGCGACCCCGAAGAAGAGGCCUUAUGACGACUCGAAUCGCAACCAAGUCAGUCCACAAGCAAACCUACGGGAGACCAAUACCGAAUGGACAACACCGCGGAAAGCCAAUCCUCAACUCAACCGCCGACUAUUUCUCCUGGGCCUAUGCCCGCCUUCGCGUCCCCUCCAACGAAUUCCGAACCUGGCCCCCUUCCCGGUACACCGCCCUUCCCAAUUGCUGUUUCAGACGCAAAUAACAUGCCGAACCUCUCAACAGCUUCCCAUCCAGCUGGUGCCCCUGCCAAAAGGCGAAGGCUGUCGCCCACUAGUAAAGAAGCAAAGGCCCAGGAAAAAGCAAGGAAAGACGAGGCUCGCAAACUUUUGGGAGGAAGAGAAGCAAAAACGAGAGGAGGAGAAGAAAAGGAGGGAAGAGGAGAGAGAAGCAGAGAAGCGAAGACGCGAAGAGGUGAGGAAAAAGAAGGAGGAGGAAAAGGAAGAAGAAAAGAGAAAACGGGAAGAGGAAAAGAAGAAAAAAGAUGAGGAGAAGGAGGCAGAGAGGAAAAAGCGCGAGGAGAAGAGGAAGCAAAAGGAGGACGAGAGGAUAGCCCGUGAAGAAGAAAAGAAAAAGAAAGAGAGAUCCCAAAUGAGGUUGAAUGCGUUCUUUACAAAGCCGUCCAUUCCAAACAGCACCAAUAAAGCUGUUGAGCCCAAGGCCGUUGAAGAAUCAAACCAAGCGAGUGCAAGUCAAUCGCCAGAUACCAAAGCCGUCUCCGACUAUAGUGACGAGUUUCCCCCUUUCUUCGUUCAGUCUCACGUGUGCCUCGGGGCUUCACACCGUUUUCAACGAGAUGCGGAGGCACUUUUACAUGUUCGCGAGAAGAUAGACACAUCUUUGAAGGACAAGGAAGGAUCUGCUGGUCCGAACCUACCCAUAAGGCCAUCUGAACUGUUUAAUAUAAUGCCUUAUAAGCGACGCUAUGGUAAAACGGGGAUUCCUCCAGUGAGAGAGCUUGUCAUGGCAUUGAAUGAUGCAGAUGCUAGCAAAGGCCAUGUAAUAGAUCUCACUGGGGAAAAGGUUGCAACUAACAGAAUACAUACUCAAAAUAUCCUCAGGAAGAUUCCAAUGAAGCUACUACAGUUUAGGGAAGAUGUGCGACCUCCAUAUCAGGGAACGUUUACCAAACAUCUCCCGAGCGGGACGGCGAUUAAACUCUGUCGAAAUCCAUUUUCUAGAGUGAUAUCGGAUGUUAAUUAUGAUUAUGAUUCCGAGGCAGAAUGGGAAGAGCCAGAGGAAGGCGAGGACCUUAACUCUGAGGGUGAGGAAGAUGCGAGUGAAGACGAUGAGGAAGACAUGGACGAUUUCCUAGACGAUGGAGACGAUGAAAUUGGAAAAAGGAAAAUGAUUGUGGGAGAUUUGGAACCUGUCUGCACUGGAAUCUGCUGGACAGAUGGGAAUAAACCGCAUGGACUCCUUGGAACGUAUCAGAUGGAAAUCUUGUCAGAGACCUUCAACUUUCCGAUAGAUCCCUUUUCAGAUGCAUAUUGGAAGAAACCAGGAGCAGCUCUUCCAACCAACCCUUCAAUAUCGGCGCCAGUUAAUGGAAAAGUAUCCGACCCUUCGCAACGGACACUCAUACCGUCGACCAACGGCUUUUUGGCCCCCGGGCCUACCUCACGAGUUACACCAGCACCCACUUCAACAAUCAGCCCUCACCUCAAUAGCGCUAUAGUUUCGCAGAAACCAAAAGCUCAAUUCCCAUCAGAACUUCUCCCUGAUUUCAAACAGGCCGUUUCGGGUAGCGACCUGACCAAGGCAGGGCUAAUCGAAGUCUUGAAGAAACGCUUUCCCAAGGUUUCGAAAGAAGUUAUCAAAGACACACUCACGGCCACGGCCGUGCGGCCAGGACAGAAAGAAGCUGAUAAAUGUAGGGGGUGA